This is a messenger RNA of Moneuplotes crassus, 1169 nucleotides long. The record is from the annotation of a GenBank genome assembly. NCBI's taxonomy places the organism in Eukaryota, Ciliophora, Spirotrichea, Euplotida, Euplotidae.
UUCUUGAAAUUUUAAGAAAAUAGGGUAAUAUAAAUAAAUGAAAAUUUUAGUUCUGACCCUAUGAAUGAUGUCUCUCAGCCUUUGAGCGGAGAUGCUGUUCAGUAAUAAAGAAGCAGUUGCCUGUGUAGAUAAUCCAGCAAAGAAACUUUGUUUGAGUACGAACAAAGCAGAUAAAUAUUGCUGAGAGAUAAAUGAAUUCAACAAUAAUUGUGGGGAAGCUUACAAUGGAGUCUGAAGUGAUCGCCUUGAACCACUCGGAGGAAAUGCUAAAUAUCUCCUAGCUUCCUUCGCUAACGACUGUGGUACUUACUUCUACUACGUAAAGCCCUCAAACUCCUCAAGUCCCCCUCUCUACACUGAAACACGUACGAUCCCUCAAGGCCAAAGCUGUAUAUUCAGGAUCAGGAAUGACAACUGGGACAGUCACAGCCUGAAGUUUCAGCUAGGCACACAGAUCAAUGUGGAUGCAUACGUGUAUGAGCUGAAGGGAGAACCUCAAGAUUAUGAUGAGAAUAGCUUUGAAGUUAGAGGUGAAUUACUGCCAUAUGGGCGGUAUGAAGAUGAGAUUAACAUUGAAGCUUUUAAAUUUGCUUAUGUUGUGGUUACUCCUAAUAACAAUAAUGGAGAUUUGGAUACUGCUGGAGAUGGUAUUUUUGGUACGAUAGUAUCAUCCGUUGAUGAAAAUGUGGAUCCUUAUGACCCAGAUGAUUAUCAUGGCAUGGCAAUUGGUGCUAUUCUUGGAAUCGUCUUUGGUUCUCUUAUCUUUGUCAUACUCAUGUUGUCUAUCCUGAUCUGAAUCUGUAAAAAAUGUAGAUCAAAACCAUCCCAAAGAUGUCCUCAAGAAGAAGCCAGAUACAGAAUGAUCACAGAAGAAUCACCUCACAAUCUUCAAAUCAACACAGCUCCACCUCCAAGACCACACCCUCAAAACGUCCAAUAUGGUAUCCAAAACCCAUACCCUCAACAAAUCCCCACUGCCCACCCAAUCCAACCUCCUCAACCCUCCACAGGAAUGGUCACUUACCCUUCAUCCUAUCACCCAGCUGCACCAGUCAAAAGCUCUAAAGCCUAAUAUCUAUAUCCUAAAAUCUUUUUCUACUUCCUCUUCAUUUCCCUUCAAAUUUCCUAAACUACCUCCCUUCUCACCAGGAAUCCCUAGUACCUUCGAC